This is a messenger RNA of Onychostoma macrolepis, 5680 nucleotides long. It is a transcript of the gene loxhd1b, whose product is annotated as lipoxygenase homology PLAT domains 1b. The transcript is spliced from 33 exons. Gene Ontology annotation, molecular function: protein binding. The record is from RefSeq and is a predicted model, not a curated record. Lineage: Eukaryota; Metazoa; Chordata; Actinopteri; Cypriniformes; Cyprinidae. The coding region runs from base 216 to 5498 and encodes 1760 amino acids.
GCCUGACCGACAUCUUUAACGUGGAGAUCGCGGCGCUGCUCAGUCCGCUCAGCCGAGUCACGAUCGGUCACGAUAACGGAGGAGUCAAUGCUGGCUGGUACUGCGACAAGGUGGUCGUCUUCUGUCCGUUCACUGGCAUCGAGCAGACGUUCCCUUGCUCUAAAUGGCUGGAUGAGGACGAGGCUGACGGGCUCGUCGAGAGGGAACUGUAUGAAAUGGUGUCGCUCCGGCAGAAGAGGCAAAAAAAGCAUCCCUGGUCUCUCUGGAUCUGGACGUCAGAUAUUCCGGGAGCAGGAACAGACGCGUCUAUCUUACUCCAGAUAUACGGAGAGAAGGGCAAGUCGGACGAGAUGAGACUCGACAACAAAACUGAUAACUUUGAGCAGGGCCAGCUGGACAAGUUCAUGAUUGAACUACCAGAUCUUGGGAAGCUGACUAAACUGAGAAUCUGGCACGAGAAGAGAAAUCCCUUCGCCGGCUGGCAUUUAAGUCGAAUGUCCAUAAUGAAAACUUUAACAAAGGAAACAUAUAAAUUCCCAAGUGAGCGCUGGCUGGACGCUAAUGAGGACGAUAACGAAGUGGUGCGAGAGCUUCCAGCCACCGGAGAUCUCAUCUCUGAACCUCUGACACUUAUCAAGUAUCGCAUCACAGUGUACACAGGGAACGUGAGCGGCGGAGGAACAGACGCACAUGUGUUUCUGUGUCUGAUCGGGGAUCAGGGCGACACCGGCGAACGCACUUUGAUCAACUGCAAAAACAACGUCAACAAGUUUGAGAAGGGCAACGCGGAUGAGUUCAUCAUUGAGGCCGUGUCCAUCGGGCAGGUGCGCAGGGUGCGAAUCGGUCACGACGGCCGUGGCGGAGGCUGCGGAUGGUUCGUGGAUAAAGUAAUCGUCAGAGAAGAAGGCCAGGCCGAAUCACAGGCCGUCGAGUUCCCAUGCAACAGAUGGUUCGACCGCAAUGAAGACGACGGGCAGAUUGUUCGUGAGUUGGUGCCAUUAGCAGAUGGACAGAGGCUUUACAACGUGAGCUAUCACAUCGCAGUGAAGACGGGUAACGUCAGUGGAGGAAGUUCAGACUCUAAAGUGUUUGUGAAGUUCUACGGUGAGAAGGGAGACACCAGCAGAAUGAUGCUCGUGGUCUCAGACAACAACCUGCGCAAUUACUUCGAGGCGGGCAGGGUGGAUGUUUUCACCGUCGACACCGCUGACAUCGGGCAGAUUAACCGGCUCCUGAUCGGUCACACUAAUGAAGGGAUGCGUGCCGGCUGGUUUCUGGACAGCGUUCAGAUCAUGGUGCCAAAUCACGGCAAACACUACAUGUUCCCCAGUCACCGCUGGCUGUGCAGAGACGAGGCUGAUGGGAAGACGGAGGUGGAGAUUUACCCCAGUGAAAUACUGGAUGUUGAACAAUUGAUAAACUAUGAGAUCACGGUUUUGACGGGGGACGUCUUUGCUGGUGGCACAAAUGCCAAUGUUUUUAUACAAAUCUAUGGAGAUCAAGGAAAAACGGAGGUGCUCCAAAUCGGCAGCAGGUCAAACAACUAUGAGAGAGGAGCAACAGACAUAUUCAAGAUUGAGGCUAAAGAUGUGGGGAAGAUCUUCAAGAUCCGCAUUAGUCAUGAUGACUCGGGCAUAGGAGCCGGAUGGUACCUGGACCGGGUGGAGAUCAAGCGUCUGAUAAUGGCCAUGGUGCCCAAAGAGAAGAAAGAAGAUAAAAAGAAGAAGAAGAAUAAGAAAAAGAAGAGCGAGGAGGAUGAGGAUGAGGAAGGCGGUGAGGAGGAGAUGCGUGAGGUGAUCUUGACCUACUUAUUCCCCUGCGAUCGCUGGCUGGCUUCUGAUGAGGAGGACGGAGAGAUGGUGGUGGAACUUCUGCCGGAGGACAAUGAGGAGCUGGAGGAAAACACAUAUGAGGUCCACAUCUUCACGGAAAACAUGAUGGGGGCCGGAAGUGAUGCCAACGUGUUCAUCAACAUCUACGGAGAGAACGGAGAUACUGGAGAACGACCCUUGAGAAAGUCCAAUCAUCUCAACAAAUUUGAACGCGGACAGGAGGACACGUUCUCCAUCACAGCUGUGGAACUGGGGCCUUUGAAGAAACUAAGGAUCCGUCACGAUAACAGCCAUCAGUCAGCCUGGUACCUGGACAGGGUGGAGAUCGUGGACACUAAAGAUGACACCACGUAUUACUUCCCCUGUAACCGCUGGCUGGCGGUUGAUGAAGAUGAUGGUCAGAUUGCACGAGAGCUCGUUCCUGUGGAUGAGGCCUUCAUGAGGAAGGACGAGGAUGAGGAGGAGUCUGGGGCCACACUGGGUUUGGAGCAGAAAGCAAUGUCAACAACAUACACAAUGAGGAUCAAGACUGGAGAAAAGAAACACGCUGGAACAGACGCCAAUGUCUUUGCGAUUCUAUAUGGAGAGAAUGACGACACAGGAGGGUCGGCUGGAUGGUUCCUGGACUGGGUGGAGAUCGAUGCUCCUUCUCAAGGACAGAGGCUUCGUUUCCCAUGUGGCCGCUGGCUGGACAAAGGAGAAGACGAUGGAGCCGUUGUCAGAGAUCUGUAUCCAGCGGAGCUACAGACUGAACUUUACACGCCAUUCGUUCCCUAUGAGAUCACCACCUUCACGAGUGACGUGUUCGCUGCGGGGACGGAUGCGGACGUCUUCAUUGUUCUGUACGGUCAGAAGGGUCUGUGUACGCAGCAGAAGUACCUGUGUGUGAACAAGAGAGAAAGACGCAUGUACUUCGAGAGAUCAGCGGAAGACAUGUUCAUUGUAGAGCUGGAAGACAUAGGGGACGUCAUAGAGAAGAUCCGCAUCGGACACGAUAACCAAGGGACGAACCCCGGCUGGCAUCUGGACAGAGUGGAAAUCAGAAGACUUUUGAGGAAAGGAAAGGGUUCGGAGACGACCAUCUUCCCCUGUGAACGCUGGCUGGCCAAGUCUGAGGAUGACGGCGAGACGGUGAGAGAGCUGGUGCCGUCGGAGAUCAUCACGGAGAAGCUGCUGAGAGACGGGACGCUCAAACUCAACGAGAUCGAGGUGGAGGAUGCUCUGGAGACUCACACGUAUAAGGUGUCGGUGAGAACGGGUGACAUGAACGGAGCCGGUACUGAUGCCAAUGUGUUCCUGACCAUCUACGGAGAUCUGGGAGACACCGGAGAACGCAAGCUCAGCAAAUCUGAGAGCAGCAGCAACAAGUUUGAGAGAGGAGCCGUUGACAAGUUCAGCAUUGAAGCCGUGGAUCUGGGUCAGGUCUAUAAGAUCAGAAUCCGGCAUGAUGACUCUCUGGCUGGAGCUGACUGGUAUCUGGAUCAGGUGGAGGUGGUGGAUGUGGACACAGAAGAGGUUUACAUGUUCCUGUGUGAACGCUGGCUCUCCACUAAGAAAGAGGACAAGCGCAUCGAGAGGACCUUCUUUGUCAAGGGAUACGAGGGUGAGAGGAACCCUCAGAACGCAAAGAAGAACAUGCAGAACUCUAAAGCAGGUCUGGACAGCAACAUGAACAAGAAGAAGAAGAAGAAAAAGGCUGUUAUUAUGGAGGAGGGUCCGAUGAUCCCGUACCACUUCACAGUGUCCACCGGAGACGACCGUGACGCCAGCACCACCAGUCGGGUUUACAUUAUCAUCAUGGGGCCCAACGAUUUAGAAACGGAGCGACUCUGGCUGGAUCUCACUGAUGGGAAGACAUGCUUCGCUGCAGGAGGAAUGGAGCACUUCAUGUGUUACGGACUAGACGUGGGUGAGAUCAAGAGAGUUGAGUUGGGUCAUAACGGAGCGACUCCAGAGAGCUGCUGGCUGGUGGACCAGCUGUCGGUGGCCGUUCCCACCAAAGGCAUUCAGUACAACUUUCUGUGCAAGUGCUGGCUGGCCAAAGACAGAGGAGACGGUCUGACGGCCAGAGUCUUCAACAUACUGGACGCCACCACCAUCAGCAUCAUCCGGAAGGUGGUUUAUGAGGUGACGGUGGUCACCGGUGACACUCAGAAUGCAGGAACAGACACCAACAUCUUCAUAUCCGUGUUUGGAGCCAACGGGAGCAUGGAGGAGAUGCUCCUCGCUAAACAUGAGGACAGGUUUGAAAGAGGACAGGAAGACACGUUUAACCUGGAGAUCGAUGACAUCGCGCCCCUAAAAAAGCUUCGUGUUCGUAUCGACGGGACAGGAAGUCGUCCUGAUUGGUUCCUCGACAAGAUAAUCAUGAGAAACCUGAGCACGGAGGAGGUGUAUGUUUUCACCUAUGAGGAGUGGCUCUCUAAGACCAAAGGACCCAAGAGGACCAAGGUCUGUGAACUUCCUGCGGUCGUGGAAGAUGAGGAGAUGGUGGAGAAAACCACAUACAGCAUCCAGGUUAAAACCAGUGACAUCGCUGCCGCCGGCACAGAUGCCAAUGUGUUUCUGAUCGUGUUCGGGGAAAACGGAGACACGGGAACGCUGGCACUGAGAGAAUGCAGCAACAGGAACAAAUUCGAACACAAUCAGGUGGAUGUUUUCCGUUUCGGGGAUAUUCUGAGUCUGGGCGAGCUAUCCAAGGUCCGAGUGUGGCACGACAACAAGGGUCCGGCUCCUGGAUGGCAUCUGGAGUAUGUCGAUGUGAAGGACGACCUGCUGGAUCAAACCUUCCGCUUUCCCUGCGACCGAUGGCUGGCCAAAAGUGAGGAUGACGGGCAAAUCAUGAGGGAACUGGCAUGUGCCAAUAACGAUAUUCUGGAUCUCAGUGACAAGACCAAAUAUGAAUUUGAGAUCACAACAGCCAACUCUGAAGAUGCCGAGACGAAGGAGAAUGUCUGGAUCAUUCUGGAGGGGAAAAAAGGACGUUCAAAGGAGUUUAUGAUGGAAAACUCAAAGAAGAAGAAGUUUUUGCGAGGUGCCACGGAUUCAUUCGAGUUUUCCUCUAAAAAUGUGGGCGAGAUCGUCGGUAUUUGUUUGGGCCAUAUAACGAAGGAGAAGAAGGUGAAGAACGAGUCUUUCUGGCACGUGCAGGAGGUGGUGAUCACGGAGAAAGAGCUGAGAAACAAAUUCUACUUCACAUGCGACGCUCGGAUUCCGCUGGCGGCCAAGAAAGACGAGUUCAUGACAUUUGAGUGCACCAAAACUGUGGAGAGCUUCGCCAGCAAAGUGCGCAGUCUGGUUCCCGUCAAAUACGAGAUCAUCAUCAUCACCGGAGACGUGAAUGACGCCGCCACCGACGCCAACGUCUUCAUCACGCUCUACGGCGUCAACGGAGACUCUGGGAAGCGAGCGCUGAAGGGGAAGUACAGAAACCUGUUUGAGAGAGGACGGACAGACCGCUUUCUGCUGGAGAUGCUGGAUCUGGGCGAACUCUUGAGGAUCAAAGUGGAGCACGAUGACAACGGCACUUCGUCCGGAUGGUACCUGGAGUGUGUGGAGGUCACCAACACCGCCAACUGGGUGACCACUGUCUUCGUCUGCGGAAAGUGGCUGGACAGAAAUAAAGCAGAUGGACAAACUCACAGAGUGCUGUAUCCGAAAUAUUAAACGCUUUGGAUUUUUAACUAAAGACGUUUCAGAAAUCACUCUCUUUGGGAUAAAGCAGUUUGUACUUUUUUAAAGAAAUUCAAAUAAACAUCCUUUGUACUGAGAAUUACUGUCAUAUUUGUCAUCAGGUUUCUUUAGAUCCUGUCACAUUGUCCAGCGACUGAACCUGUAAACUUUAUGUA